AUGGGCGUCCGACCGGGUCCCGUGACGCCGAUUGCACUCCUGGGCGUGUUGGCUUGUCUUGCACGACUUCCCAUAUCCGGCGCGGUGUCCCUCUCAUCGCCUUCGCGGGGCCUCUUCAUCUACUCGGCGGUGCCCGUGAGCGCGGUCUCGCAGUUCUCUUUGCCUCCCCUUCGACAGAGCGGCUCCUCGGACGCGAGGCGGCUGCAAAGGAGCCCUAGCGCUGCAGCAGGUGUUCCCCUGUCGCCUCCUGUUGCCUUUUUGGCACCACCGUGUGCGCCGAGCGCGUUUCGCACGGGAUGUAGUUCCGCCUAUUCUCGCGGCUCCGCCACCCCGGCAGGAAAGUCUUUCAGCAGCAGCCGCCUGCAGUCGACGGCUGCGUCCUUGGGAGGGGGACUGGGAAGGCGGCGCCUUGACAACAUGAGUCCCGGAGACUUACGAGGGAAGCGGGUUUUGGUGCGAGCCGACCUAAACGUGCCGCUGGAAGUAACGCCAAAAGAUAAUGGGGAGGAGGCGGUCGGGAUUGCCAACGACGCCCGCAUUCGGGCGUCCCUGCCCACUCUACGGUAUCUGGUCGACAGCGGUGCAAAGACCAUCGUAUGCUCGCACCUCGGCCGCCCGAAAACAGAACAAGAUCGGAAGAAGUUUUCUUUAAAACCGGUUGCCGAGCGUCUUCAGAGCCUUCUCGGGAACGUCCGCGUCUUCAUGGCUCCUUCUGUCGUAGGUCCAGAGGUGGAACACAUGGCGUCGCAACUGCAGAAAGGGGACAUUCUUCUUCUCGAAAACGUUCGGUUUGAGAAAGGUGAGACGAAGAACGACCGUGCUCUCUCUCAGCAGCUCGCCAAUCUGGCAGACAUGUACGUGAACGACGCGUUUGGCACAGCCCAUCGGGCUCACUCAUCGACGUCUGGAGUUACCGAGUUCCUUCGGCCCUCUGUCGCUGGCUUCCUUCUUCACCAGGAGCUCGAGCACCUCUCUGCAGUGAUCGCUAACCCGGCUCGACCAUUUGCGGCUUUGGUUGGGGGGGCGAAGGUCUCCUCAAAGCUCGGCGUCCUUCGUGCAUUGAUCCAGAAAGUCGAUAAGCUCGUCAUUGGUGGCGCUAUGGCAUUCACAUUCUUCAAAGCGCGCGGCAUCGACGUCGGGGCGUCUAUCGUGGAGAAUGACGAGCUAGAGUCUGCUGCGGAGCUGGAAGCGCAGGCUAAAGAGAACGGCGUGGAACUGAUUCUACCGGAAGAUGUCGUCGUUGCAGAGCGCUGCGCGCCAGAUGCCCAUCCUGCUGUCGUCCCUAUUAGUGCUAUUCCUCGUGGCUGGAUGGGCCUGGAUAACGGGCCGCAAACCACAAAGAAAAUUGUCGAGGCGCUUCAGGAUUGUAAAACGGUUCUCUGGAAUGGUCCCAUGGGCAUGUGUGAAUAUGGAGCAUUCGCUUCGGGGACCCAAGAAGUUGCGAGAGCUCUAGCCAGCAUGACCAGACGGGGAGUUACCACGAUUGUUGGUGGCGGAGAUUCCGUUGCAGCUGUCGAGCGACUCGGUCUCGCGUCCGAGUUCUCUCACGUUUCCACAGGAGGUGGAGCGUCACUUGAACUGCUCGAGGGCAAAGAACUGCCAGGAAUCGCAGCACUGUCCGUCGAAGACGUAACAAAGUGA
Molecule: messenger RNA, 1641 nt
Organism: Besnoitia besnoiti
Lineage: Eukaryota; Apicomplexa; Conoidasida; Eucoccidiorida; Sarcocystidae
Product: phosphoglycerate kinase PGKII
Exons: 6
Coding region: 1-1641 (546 amino acids)
Biological process (GO): gluconeogenesis; glycolytic process
Cellular component (GO): cytosol
Molecular function (GO): phosphoglycerate kinase activity; ATP binding; ADP binding
Source: RefSeq, a predicted model, not a curated record